Molecule: messenger RNA, 2130 nt
Organism: Argentina anserina (silverweed cinquefoil)
Lineage: Eukaryota; Viridiplantae; Streptophyta; Magnoliopsida; Rosales; Rosaceae
Exons: 2
Coding region: 205-1890 (561 amino acids)
Molecular function (GO): calmodulin binding
Source: RefSeq, a predicted model, not a curated record
AGCAAACCAGACUAAAACUAGAUACAGUUGCUUGCACGAUCUCUGAAAGCUAAGGAAGGAAGCAUCUCCCAAUACCCCCCCAAAAAAAGGAGUGGCCUUUACUCUCUCGUAUUCAUCUCCGGUUCUCUUUCUUUGUCUUUCUGGCUAAGCAGAGCCUUCUGCACAGAAUCGAAAAGGAUUUCGAAGUGCAAUACUUCUUUUCUGAUGGCUGAUUCAAGUAUCAUUGUCCCAAUGGCUCAAGAAUUAACAAAGCUAGAUGAGCGUAACUCGAGACGAAAUUCUACAGGAAAGAUAUUGUCAUCAAACAGUGGAGAAAAAGUUCCUCAUUAUCUCAGGGCUUCCACUGGUUCUUGUCAUGAUUUUUGUAAGUAUGGCAGGAAAGAUGCUUUCGAAGAGAAGGAAAGAUGUCAUAUACGGGUUGUACCAAGAAGACUCUCAACUAAGUCACUUGAUAUCCAUAACUCAGCAGAAAAGAUAGUUUUACCAGAGAGGAAGAUUAUAUCAGUGAUCAAACUUGAUCAUUUGUCUGAGUCCAAAACCCUGGCACCUGAUACACAUACCAUCGCCAAGCAGGCCAAGAAACAAGUGCCAAAGAGGUCAGCUGACAGAAAAACUGGUGUGGGGACUGAGGUUCUUGCUGAAAGGAAGAAGCUAUCAUUGGUAAAGUUCAAAACGUCAUCCGUUUCAAAACCUCUGUCUGCUGCGCCCAAAACUAUGAAGCAGGAAGUUUCAUCAUCUCAUGAAAAGCUGAAAGCCUCUUCAAGGAUAGAUUGGGCAAAAGUUAAGGAGAAAGACUUGUCUAAAAAACAUGUAACUUCUUCGAAGGCAAAAUCUUUAGCCACUAAGGAGUUAUCAUCUCCUGAUACUUCAGGAGGUUCAAAGGGGAUAAGAAACAGUAACUCAAAGGUAGGCCAGAGGGCAGUCACUGCAAAGCAAAUUUCUUCUAUCGACUCUUCAGGGGGAUUAAGUGGCCACAGGAAAAUUGAGGUGAAGGUUGGCAAGAGGGCAGGAACAUCCUUAGCCGCUUUAAAGAAAGUAUUGCUGCCCCCAACAGGAUCAUUGUCCCCAAGGCCUUCUCCCAGGAGAGUUGCAAGCUUAAAAGCACAGAACAGGAAUGUGAAUGUUACUUCUCCUCUUCAGAAUCAAAACAAGAUUGGAAAAGUCAUAGCAAAGCAACUUCAUAAUGAAGAGACUCCAGAGAAGACCUUGUAUGUCAUUAAGAUUGAGACUGAGAAUAAACCUCUGGAUUCUGAUCAAAACAGCAACUGCGAAGAUCUGUCACCACCUUCAUCCUCCUCAUCAUCGCCCAAAUCUUUGCCCCUCCCCAUGUCCCUUUCACCCCAUGAAGGAGAAGAUCAAGAGUCUGAAUAUACGAUUACUGGAACAGAAGAGGACUCUUUCUCAGAAGACGAUGAAGUUGACAAUGAAGAAAAUGCAGAGACCCUAGAUGAGGAUUACAAAGGGAAGACCAGAAAGUCCAGGAUGGUUUGUUCUGAAGAUGUGGAUAGCCAUCCUUUGAAGUUUAGGAGGGGAAAGGUGGUUGACAUGCAAUUUGAGAAUAAUAGGCCAAGAAGGCUCAAAUUCAGGAGAGGAAAAGUGUUGGGAGACGAUGAAUAUAUCAAGGCUGAUGCUCAAAGGCAAAGAUAUAAGAAGAGAGAAGGUGUUGAUGGUAAUGCAAUUGGUACUGAACCUGGUUCAGAAAAAGUUGUUUUGAGACAUCAAGAUGUUCAGGGGAAGAAAGAUGAGAAGGGAUUGUUUAAUAACGUGAUUGAAGAAACUGCAAGUAAGCUGGUUGAAACCCGGAAGAGUAAGGUCAAGGCCUUAGUUGGUGCUUUUGAAACAGUGAUCUCACUUCAAGAGCGCAAACCUUCUGCAAAUUCUGUUUCUUGAGUUGGGAGCAUAUCAGAGGUAAUAAAACCAAGUUUGUAACGUGGGAAGUUGAGUUUACAAGCUUAUGGCACUGGAGUGACUGAACAUAUGUGUAGUUAGAUUGCUUCAGCUGUCGUAUAUUUAAAUGGGAGUCUUGCGGGCACCAAUCCUAACAGUAUCCCGAUUUGCAUACCAGAUAUGAUUGAUUUUUAGUUUCUUAUCUUUUGAAUUAAACAAUUAUACUCAUUAGUUCAUAUGGAA